GACUGGGGGCGAAAAGGUCAGGGAGCGAAACAACCACAAUUCAUAAGCCACAAAUGCCAACAUGGAGGUUGACACGACGCAAUGGUCUGGGAAACAGGGUGACAGCUCUGCUGUCAUAGAGAUGCAGACAGGGGAUGACCAGUCUGACUACGGUGAUUUUAACCAACCUAAUUCUGAUUAUCAUUCUGAUGAUGAUGAUACCCGACAAAGAAAAUCUGGCCAGGGUUUUGUUGAUGACAUGAAGGAAGGAUUCACAAAGAAUAUGUCGUCUAUGCUCUGGCAGUCUGGCCGAGAGAAAGCACAGCAGGCUUUCACUUCUUAUGCAAAGAUUGAUAUUCUACGACCGUAUUUUGAUGUCGAGCCAAAUGAAGUUCUAAAAAGACUAAUGGUGUCGUUCCUUCCAUCAAAGCCGAGCGGUAACCCACAGAAGAUCCCCAGUGAGCUGUACGGACCAACCAUGCUCAUAUUCACUCUCGUCGCCCUUCUCCUUUUUCAAAUGAAAGUUUCCAAUCAUCAAGUGAAUGAAGGCACAUUGAUGGGCUCGGCGAUCGGUGUCUGUUUCUUCUACUGGUUAGGUACAUCUGCUCUUAUAUGGACGAUGGCCUAUGUCUGUAACACGCACAUUAGAGGCGUGCAAAUUCUCUCAUUACUGGGUUAUUCAUUAAGUGGUCAUUGUGUAGUCAUCUUCCUUGGAACAAUAGUUCAUACAACGCACAGUCAUCUCCUGUUUUAUCUCUUGUGGGCUAUAUUUGGUGGUGUCUGCACUCUCAGAAUGGUUUCGGUGCUUGUAUCGCGGACGCCAGGUACCACUCAGAGAAUGGUCAUCUGUGGUAUUGUAGCUGCCCUACACCUUUUAUUCCUGCUGUACUUACACUUUGCAUACCAUCAAGUCGUUGAAGAUCUGUCACAAAUAAUUGAUCACCAUCCUGUGGCCGUCGGCAAAGCUGUAGAACACUCUGUUGGCGGGAAACCUAUCAAUGAUGUUCAUCUCGAUAUGGCAAAAAAAACUAUCGAUAAACUGGAAAAACCAGCCAUCAAUAAUCUGGAAAAACCAUUGAAGCAUGCCAUCCAGCAUGUCACGACCGUCCCAAAAUUGCCGCACAAAAUAGUCACAGAGAGCGCCAAACAUGUUAAAGAGGUCGUCAGAGGUGCCGCUAAAAACAUUCCCGUCAAAAAACUGGUUACUUCAGCUGUUGAGAAGGUGGUGGCGGCCGUAGGAGCAAAGACUAUAUGAGCCAUGGGGAAGGUUUGAGGAACAUACCAGUGCAAUGAAGGAAUGAGUGAUGGGAUAUUUAUUGAUAUAGACACUGUAAUAGGAAUCAUCAUGUCGACUGAUAGACCUUGGAUUACACGUUGUUGGUGACAUCUUUCUCAAAGGUUUCCUUCGUUAUUUGCUACGUUAACUAAACCGGAUGUGACGGAUGUGUACCGUAAAGACAAGCAAGUGCGACUUCACCAAGUGGGUCUCGUAAAAAGGUGGACAUAUCUGCAAGAGCCUUGACGCCUGUGUUCCAGUAUUUCUAAAUCGGACCAUUGCGGAUCUAGGAUCCAUCCAAAAUGUGACUGUCAAUGUUGUGAUAUCAUUUCAUCUGCAAGUAAUGUAAUGUCUUUGUUGGAAAUGGUCAACGGAACUAUUCAAAUUGGACAUGUGUAUAUAUUGGACAUUUCAUCUUACAGCUUCAUUAGCAAUUUGUAAACAAGUUCAUAUCUUUUAGAGCUCACAUUUUCGUCAUUAUUGCAACUCUACUCCUUUGAGGUAAAGAAGCCUACUGUUAAGUCACCCCUCAGCGGGCAUAAGCCAGUUGAUGCUGUUUGUAUAGUCCAAGGUGAAUUGUGUAUAUUUUACCUUUCCUGAGUCGAUAUAGAUUGGUACCUACCAUCCCACAGCACAUAGGGCAAAUGAGAAGAACGGUCAUGUCGGCCAUUCUAUGUUCCCAGACGAUCAAAGUCACAUACUGCAUAUCACAGCAGCAAGUGCUGAAUGGCUAAGAUUUGUUUUGAUUAGGUAAUGUCCGCACCGCACCAGGCACAUAUGUGUUAAGUCAUCGGGCGUAACCGAUCAGGUUUACCAACAGACGUAACCGAUCGUCUGAUUACGUUGUGCUGCCAUCUGUGUGACGAUUGGGUACCAAUCUAGAA
Lineus longissimus is the source of this 2139-nucleotide messenger RNA. Its product is annotated as protein YIPF3-like. The record is from RefSeq and is a predicted model, not a curated record. Gene Ontology annotation, cellular component: Golgi apparatus. NCBI's taxonomy places the organism in Eukaryota, Metazoa, Nemertea, Pilidiophora, Heteronemertea, Lineidae. The transcript is spliced from 11 exons. Bases 62 to 1234 code for a protein of 390 amino acids.